This is a messenger RNA of Strongyloides ratti, 444 nucleotides long. RefSeq names its product Nucleoredoxin-like protein 2. The record is from RefSeq and is a predicted model, not a curated record. The transcript has 2 exons. Gene Ontology annotation, biological process: sensory perception; photoreceptor cell maintenance. The coding region runs from base 1 to 444 and encodes 147 amino acids. Lineage: Eukaryota; Metazoa; Nematoda; Chromadorea; Rhabditida; Strongyloididae.
AUGUCUGAACUUUUUGCUAAUAUUGGAUUAAAAAAAAACGAGGAUGGAAGUCUUAUCAAUGGUGGAGAAGCUUUGAAGGGUAAAGUUGUUGCUCUUUAUUUCAGUGCCUCAUGGUGUCCACCAUGUAAAACUUUCACCCCAAUUCUUGCUGAUUUUUAUUCUGAAGCAUCUGAAAUGGGUUUAGAAAUUGUUUUUGUUUCUUUUGACAGAAGUGAAAGUGAUCUUAAUGGGUAUAUCAAAUCCCAUCAUGGAAAUUGGCUUCAUAUUCCAUUUGGAAGUGAACAUAUUCAAAAAUUAGCUAAACAAUAUGGUGUUAGUGGAAUUCCAGCUCUUAUUGUUAUUAAACCUAACGGAGAUGUUAUUACUAAAGAGGGUAGAACUGAGGUAUCUGGAGGUGCCCCUAGAGUUGUAAUGUCAAACUGGAAGAAAAGUAUUGGCAAUUAA